Lottia gigantea (owl limpet) is the source of this 1392-nucleotide messenger RNA. RefSeq lists its product as hypothetical. Gene Ontology annotation, molecular function: ATP binding; protein serine/threonine kinase activity. The transcript has 11 exons. Gene Ontology annotation, cellular component: cytoplasm. The record is from RefSeq and is a predicted model, not a curated record. NCBI's taxonomy places the organism in Eukaryota, Metazoa, Mollusca, Gastropoda, Lottiidae. Gene Ontology annotation, biological process: peptidyl-serine phosphorylation. Bases 1 to 1392 code for a protein of 463 amino acids.
AUGCUACACACACGUUACAAUAUUCAGAUCGAUACACACCAAACUACCUCACAUCUGUACAGAGAGCGAAUAGGAAGCGGAAGUUCCUGUGAUGUUUACCUGGGAUUUGAAAAGGGCACUGGUAAGAUAAGAGCUCUAAAAAUCCUGAAAGAUCGAAGUUGGGAUAGAGAACUGAUGAAAGAAGCUGAGUCCCUCUUGAAGUUAAAACGACAUCCCAAUAUCAUAGAAUACUACGGAAAAGACAAAGACCUUCGGACUAAACAAUCAUGUCUAGUGAUAGAAUACUGUUCUGGUGGUUCUCUUCAUACAUUUUUAAAAGAAGUGCCCAACAUUCACGGUUUACCAGACUCAGAAUUCCUGAUACUCUUAGACCAUAUUACUUCCGGUUUAGAACAUCUACGUCAACACAACUGUAUCCAUAGAGAUAUUAAACCAGGAAAUAUUUUACGUCAUGUGACAUCAGAUAAAAGGACGAUCUAUAAAUUAUCUGAUUUUGGUGCCAGCAGAAUGAUGAGGAACUGUGAUGAAGAAUUCAUGUCGCUUGCAGGAACCGAAGAAUAUUUGCAUCCGGCAAUGUACGAGAAGGCGUUCGUCAACAGAAAGUCUAGCGCUACGUUUAACCACAACGCUGACCUUUGGUCGUUAGGCUGUACACUGUUUCAAGCGGUUACCGGUGCCAUGCCGUUCGUGCCAUUUGACGGAGCGAGAAAUAAUAGGAUUACUAUGUACGAGAUGAUAGCAUGUAAACCACAUGGUGCCAUAUCAGGCUCGCAGACGUCAAGCGAUAGUUAUAUUUCCUGGAACUGUAGUUUACCUGCCGAUUCCAACAUGACGAGAUCGUUACAGAAAUAUAUUUUAAGAAUUUUAGUAGGGUUAUUGGAAGCCGACACCUCUAAACAAUGGUCGUUUGUCUUGUAUAAAAAUACAGUCAGCGCUAUAUUGAAAAUGAAAUAUAUGGUUGUAUUGAACUGUGAUGAUAAAGCAGUGCACGAAUUUUACCUGAACCCAACAUCAAGGACCAUCAUCCAACAUAAAAAUUAUCGAAUAGAGAAGAAAUACCAACCGUGGUUUGAAAUUUAUAGACAGAUAAGAUCCCUGUUCGACAUUACCAAGAGUAAAUUCGAGGGAUCUUUAAAAAAUGGCAUGAAGUCCGUCUUUGAGAAUAUGAAUGUCUUUGAGUUUUAUGAUCGAUUAAAAUCGGUGAAGACUCGGAUUGAGAACACGGGGCAUGAAAAGUUAUCGUUUCAAAUGCCAGAGGAGCUUGAUAAUGACUGGUUCAAGCUGACCAAUGCGAUAUUCGACAGAUCGCAAGAAUUGUUACACCGGAUACAAGGGAGGAAAAAGAGCAUUUUGGAUGAAUAUGAAACAAGUCUCCACCAAGCUGACAAGUAA